Dimorphilus gyrociliatus is the source of this 1501-nucleotide messenger RNA. The record is from the annotation of a GenBank genome assembly. NCBI's taxonomy places the organism in Eukaryota, Metazoa, Annelida, Polychaeta, Dinophilidae.
AGUUUGAUGGAAGCUAUAGACCUUUAUUCAUUAGAUUUUGCUGAAUUUCGAAAAAACAUCGAUUUAUUCUGAUAUUUACAUAAAUAAAUUUCAACAUUCUAUCUAAAAAUAUAUAUAUUUAUUUAAUAUUUUUAUUUAUACACAUACUUUAUUAUUGAACUUUUGAACUUUUAGUCAAAUAAUUAUUAUCUUCAUUUAAUUAUUCGUUGAUUUUCUUCCUUUAUAAAAGUUAACACACAUCAUCUAAAGAAUUUUGAAUUUUUAAUAUAAAAACAUGAAUAAUUGGAAAAAGAAUAAUUUAUUUAAAAAAGAUCAAACUCUAAUCAUUCAAUCAAAAUCAGAAUAUUUAAUUCAAAAGAGAAAAUUUGAAACUAGUUUGCCUAAAACGUCAAUAGAAAUUCCGGCAAUUGGACCUAAUUUCAACUCUUCGGAUAGGUCGAACUCUGUUGUUGAACCACCAAUUAGAAAAGAUAUUUUAUAUCAAGUUGCAAAAAAUAUAAGACGGUUAAGAGAGGAUAAGAAAUCGUUGGGAAAUGAUAAAAGAUGCUCUAAUAGUAAAAUUAAUGGAAAUUCUGUUGAAAACAAUGCAAAUUCAACUGGCGAAAGUCCUAAUAAAAGUAUUAAAUUUUCAUUAUCGAAUAAUGAUACUGGUAAGAAUUUAAUGGAUGAUUUUACUAUUAAUGGAGUGGGGAAGUAUGUUCAAAAGUCAAUAUUAAAUAAAGAUGAGCGAAUAUGUCAAUUCAAUUCUAAUGAUAUAGAAUGGAAGAAAUACUUCUCUAAAUUUCAUUCAUUAGAUAGAUUAACGCCUAUUCGACGUCGUAGAAUAUUUAAAAGAAUUGAUUAUAUCCCCUCCAAGAUGAAUAAAGUCUAUGAUAAUGUAUAUUUGAACGGUAGAUAUUAUAUGGAUGAUAAACCUUAUGAAUAUUCUCAAGUUAUUUCUCUAUUGAAUGAGAAACCGAAAAGACAAACUAGUACAAACAUUGAUAUUUUAGAGGAACGUGCCUCUGAUAAAAAUUUCAAACCGUUUACCUUUUUACAAAAUGAAGAGAGGAGCAAGGAAGAGCAAAGGCGAAGAUUGAGAAAGGAUUUUUGGAAAUUUUAUCCAGAAUAUCUAAAGCGUUUUGAACAGAUUCGUAGGCCUAUGAAAUAUGAUUCGUGCCUUAACAAAACAAAUGAAACUAGAGAAAAAGAAGAUAAUGCUAACGAAGAAGAGGAAGAUGAAAAUGAUAAAGAAAACAAAAAAGAUAAUAAUAUACCAUUAUAUAGAAAGAAUUUAGUAGAAAUUCGUGCAAAGAACGAAAAGAAAGAUACUUUUGUUAAAUUUAACUUUAAGAAUAAAUUAGAUAGAAGAGAAUUCAAUGAUUUAAUGUGGAAAGAUUAUCCUGAUUAUAUAGAAAGAUUUAAAUCCAUGUAUACGCCUAUUGAACAAUAAUAAAAUAUACAAAUAAAAUGGAAAAAAAAUCUUUCUCUUCUCUCUCUUUCUCUCUCUCUCUCUCUCUCU